ACGCGCGUAUAUUGGAAUCGUCGAGCCUCUCUCUCUCUAUCUCAAAAUUCAAAAUCAAAAUUCAAAAUCACUUUUGAGUUCUCGUGAAGCUACAAAACCGAUCUCUUCUCAUCACGACGAUACGUAUCCAAAUUUGCUAAAUCAAGAGACGAAGAAGAUUCAAAUUUGCUACAAUGGGAGGUGAAGGAGAAGAUCUAGAGCCGCUUUUUGAUUAUCGUCGUGUUCAGCCAGCCAAUUUUGUUUGUAUUGAUGACGAUGAUGAUGAUGCCUCGGUGACUCCUAUUCCAAAGAGAGCUAAAAAAACUUCACAAACUGUUGAAAAGUUAGAUGAUGUUGUGAAAGUGAUUGAAGUAACGGGUGAUGAAGAUUGGUUGAUUCCUCCGCCAAAGGUUAUCUUCGACAAAAAUAAGGAAUCUGUUGAAGAUUCAACCAUUAAAGCAUUGAGGACGAAGAAGAUGGAGCUCAUGUCAUUCACAAAAACUGUAGCGGAUGUGAUGCAGGAAGUUGAGGAGUCUGCUAAAAGGGAGAUUGAAGUAUCACUCAAUCCACCUUCAGAGGCUGCUUAUGAGGCACCACCAGGGCCUACGAAUGACAGGGCCAAGAUUGUCAUUACAAUUCAGGACAAAGAUGGGAAGAAGCCAUACCGAGUGUUUGCGGAUGAGAAGUUUGAGCAGGUUUUCAAAAUGUAUGCAGACAAAGCUAAGCUUAACCUGCAAAAUCUUGUAUUUAUCUUUGACGGUGAUAAGAUUAAUCCAUCGACCACUCCUGUUGAACUUGAUAUGGAGGAUCAUGAUAUGAUCGAAGUACACAUCAAAAAAAGUUGACAAAUAGUCAGGCAUAAAAUCAAACUGAAACCACACCUGCAUGUUGCUUCUGUCUGCCAAAUCUAGAAUGUCAAUCCGUUCAACUUUAUGGAAACCACCAGAGUUUUGUUUUGUACAUCAACAUGGGCAUGGAAGGGGAUCUCUGCUAACAACACUGGUGUUUGUAUCUGUGACCUUUCUCAUUUUAUCGGAAUCAUUUCUUUCUUUCUUUCAUCGUUUGGAUAGUAGAUUCAGCUUUUUAUUUAGGAUGUACAAUAUAUAAGAUAAACCGGAACCAUUUUGAUCUUAACUAAACCAAGGAAAUCCAUUCUGAAAUUGCCUGACAA
This is a messenger RNA of Camelina sativa (false flax), 1150 nucleotides long. RefSeq lists its product as uncharacterized. The record is from RefSeq and is a predicted model, not a curated record. Lineage: Eukaryota; Viridiplantae; Streptophyta; Magnoliopsida; Brassicales; Brassicaceae.